AUGUCUCUUCACCGGGUGCUUCUCCAGUGUGCCUUGCUUUUUAGCGAGGUUCUACUCGCAGCUUCCGCUUCUCCGAGGACCUUGACGGCUAUCCACAAGCGAGCGCCUGCGACGCACAAUGGAUGGGCACGAGGGCCAAGGGCCGACCCGGACCUGGUCGUUCCUGUCCAAAUCGAUCUGGCCGAGAGGUCAAACAGUAAGGCCGCCGAUGCCCUCGCAUCAUUGUCCGACCCAUCAAGCGCAACCUUUGGCCAGUAUUGGUCGGCGUUAGAUGUCACUCGAGCCUUUGCUCUGCCUCGAGGAAAGAUCAAGGCCGUCCUCGACUGGGUUGAGGAAGCAGCCGACGUGCCCCGCGCUGAGAUACGUCUUUCUCCCUGCCUCUGCAGGAUCGAUUUCAACAUAACCGUCCGCGCCUUGGAAGCAUGGCUUGAGACUGAGUACUUCACCUACGCACACAAGGCCAGUGGAGAGACGAGCCUGGCAUGCUCGGAGUACCAUGUCCCAAAAGCCCUCCUAGACUCCAUCGACUUUAUCGUUCCCACCGUCUUCCCUCUCCAGGACCCGGUUGUCCCCGCGCUGUUGAACAUUGACGAGCAUGUUGGUCCGCCAAUCUCGCUCGCUAACUUUGGCCACCGCGGCCUGUCCAAGAGGCAGCGGCAGCUAGACUGCAACCAGUUCAACACACCCCAAUGCCUCCGGGAGUGGUAUGGGUUCCCCUCCCGCAAUGCUAGUUAUCCUAUCCACCCCAACAACACCUUUGGCAUUUACCAGCCCGCCGCAGUCGCUUGGCUCGCCAAAGACCUUGACCAGUACUUCGACAUGUUCGAGCCCCAACUCAGCGGGGCCCGGCCCGAGAUGCAACGCAUAGAUGGCGGCCACCACGACGGCGAGACAUUCAAGAGCAUCUACCAUCACAUCGAACCCAACCUUGACUUCCAAUACGCCAUGCCUCUCACCUUCCCACAACCUGUCAUGAACAUCCAAGUCGGCGACAAAUACGUCGCCGGCAACCUCAACAACAUGCUGGCCGCCUACGACGACUACUACUGCAACCAACUCGACCCAGAAAUCGACCCCCAAUGGCCCAACCCCCUCGCCCCCGACGACGGCUACCAAAGCCUCGACUGCGGCACGCACACCCCACCCAAAGUCAUCUCCGUCUCCUACGCCUGGGCCGAAGCCGGCUUCCCACAAGACUACCUCCGCCGCCAAUGCGACGAGUACCUCAAGCUCGGCCUGAUGGGCAUCACGGUGAUCGCCGGCACCGGCGACGAGGGGACAGCGGGACGCCACACCGCCUGCGACGACCCCGCCGCCACAACCGACGGGCAGCGCCAGCGCCGCCCCUUCCACGUCUCCUUCCCAGCCUCCUGCCCCUGGGUCACUGCCGUCGGGGGCACCCAUGAAGAACCUUCGCCUUCCAACUCGACCCAAAAGGGAAAACCGUUCUACGUCAAACCCAACGUGACGAGCUCGACGGGGCGGGGUUCAGCGCGGUCUUUUCCGCGCCGACGCUACCAGACGCGCGUGACGGGGCGCGUACCUGACUGCGGGAGCGGCGCCAGCUGCGGUGCCGCAACAUCACGGAACCUGUUUGACCCGCGGGGGCGGGGGGUGCCGGAUAUCGCCGGCGCUGGCGACGGACUACUUGAUCGCGUUUGA
Molecule: messenger RNA, 1662 nt
Organism: Chaetomium globosum CBS 148.51
Lineage: Eukaryota; Fungi; Ascomycota; Sordariomycetes; Sordariales; Chaetomiaceae
Exons: 1
Coding region: 1-1662 (553 amino acids)
Biological process (GO): proteolysis
Molecular function (GO): serine-type endopeptidase activity; tripeptidyl-peptidase activity
Source: RefSeq, a predicted model, not a curated record